AUGAAUACAACCAGUAGAACCGGCUUGGUACCAGCCAAGAAAAAAGAUUUCAUAUUAAAAAAGAAGCGAAAGAAAUCGACAGACGAGUUACCUAUCAGAUUUGAGGCGAUGCCAAUGGCUUUAUCAUUGCGGCCAUUUGGAGGUCUGUACAAUCCCUUUUCUAAAGGUUGUUCGGUACUUUGCAACCAUCCUGCACCAUCUGGCCUAAAAGAUAUAAUAAGUCAAAUGAAAUCUUCACUGACAGUGGAUGGAAAAAGUGUAAAUCUUCUGAAAGACAAAAACGUUGUAUCACCAAUUAAUGAGCACGAUAACAUACCCGAGGAUCUUGUCCGACGGUACACUGACACAGACUCGCGUCCUCUCACCCCAACGCCAACCGUUACAAGUGUGCACACACGUAACAGCACCAGUUCCUUCAUAAACAAUCGACGCUGCAUAACCCCCGAGUUGGGUAAAAAUGAAAUAAUCAAACGGAAAAAAAUCAUUUUGGAUUUACGACGCACACACUCUCAAGAGACUCUAUACUGGAAACCAUCGUCGGAUAUGUCACAAAGUAUCACAGAUACUAGUGGUAUUAAGCCCAAGAGCGCUGGCGCUAAUGAGGAAAGAAAAAAUAAGCAGCAACGGUUCGAGGAUCAGCGCCCCAACACUUCCCUAGGUAAUGCCCCAGUCACUGAUAGCACUAAAGAAAUGGAAGGGGUGGAAAUUAAAAAUGUACAAACUUGUAUCAAUGAACAGCAUAUAGACGAUGAGGACAUACGACGUGGCAAGAAACGAAAAAAGAUAAAGCCCACGGCGGCUACAACAACAACUACCUUCCAUCUUAGCGAAGAUCCAGAAACACAGGUGGCUGCACUUGGGCCGGAUUCUCUCAAUCCAAGUACUCGUCCCAGUCUCAUACCAAAUGCGGCAAGUUUACUGCCAGGCAAAGAAAAACGAGAAAGCGAACCAGUGCUGUUGAAAGGCAGCUUUCUCACGGAUGAAGCAUUUCACGCCUUGAAAACCGAGUUGGAUAUUGAUGUUAUUGAAAAUACUUUCGAUAGAUAUGAUAGAAUACGACCCUGGGUCCAAUGCGACCCUGAAUUAAAUGACGCUAACUUACUGAAAAAUGCAACUCUACAAAUAGAAAUAACGGAGUUACAGUUACCUUCAAGAAGUAAGCCAAUCACACAAGAUUUUAUAUUCAAUAUUAAAAUGGACACAGCGACUAUACUUCGUUUGACAGUUGAUAUUUUAAAAGAAAAAUUAAGGGAGUGUGGGUUGUCGACAAGUGGACGGAAAAAAGAAUUACAGGACAGAUUGCUUGUACAUUUCGGGCAUUCUGUAGGUCAGGAAGAAGAUGAAGAAUCUCUGGAAUCACUUUAUGAAGAAGUAAAUGCCUUAAAUAUGCGUCCAGAUGUGUCUCACUUGCCGUGCCAACAUCGCCCUGGUUUUACAUUAAAGGAUUUAGGUGAUAGUAUAGCUCGAUUUAGUGGUACAAAUAAGGAUGAUAUUGAACAGUGGUUAACAGAAUUUGAAAUGAAUGCGGAUAUAUUGCGUUGGUCUGAUCUUCCAUGA
Messenger RNA from Rhagoletis zephyria (snowberry fruit fly), 1557 nucleotides. RefSeq lists its product as uncharacterized. Lineage: Eukaryota; Metazoa; Arthropoda; Insecta; Diptera; Tephritidae. The record is from RefSeq and is a predicted model, not a curated record.